AUGAAGACCACCAUCUUUUCACCUAAUCACGUUCCUGUGAGAUCUCUUUGCCAAGAAUUACCAGGCACAGCAACAGAGGGAUACUCUCCAAUAUACAGAAAUAAUCACUGCUUCUUUGAAAAUGGCGGUGAAUUUAUUUCAACUUUCAGAUGUUGUCCACAUGUCGAAACAAUGCCCGAUCUGAUCAAAACAUCAGCUGGAAAAUGGCCAGAUGAGCCUGCUGUUGGUGAACGUGCUAAAAAUCCAGACGGCACAAUGGGUGAAUACAAAUGGCUCCCAUAUCGCGAUUUUUAUCAACAAGUUCUCGCUUUUGGCCGCGGUUUAUUAGAGAUGGGCCUCAAGAGAGGUGACCACAUUGGUAUUUAUUCAUCCAAUUCCAUCUGGUGGGAAACAAUUAAUUUUGGUGCCGGAUCUGUUGGUAUUUGCAUUGUUCCAAUUUACGAUUCAUUAGGUCCUACAGCAGCCGAGUUCAUUAUUGAGGAUGCUGGCUGCUCAGUUAUUUUUACAUCUGAAUAUAAACUUCCACAAUCCAUUGAAAUUUCCCACAAAACAGGAAUCGUCAAGAAGAUCGUUCAGAUGUCCGACAAGGUUCCAGGGCAGUCACUUCCAAAUGUCGAAUUUGACUCCUGCCAGCAUGUUUUGGAAAUGGGUCGCAAUUCUACACAAAAGAACGAAUUCUCACUCCCAGAUGACGAUGCCAUCAUCAUGUACACAAGUGGUUCAACAGGAACCCCAAAGGGUUGCCCACUUACACAGAAGAACAUCAUUGCUGGCGCUGCUUCAUUCGUUCAGCUUGGUGUUGGUGUUACUCCUGACGACUGCUACCUCUCCUUCCUUCCUCUCGCCCACAUUUACGCCGUUGUUUGCGAAUUGAUCGGUUUUGCUCAUGGUGCUCAUAUUGGCUAUACAAGAGGUGUUGUUAAGUAUCUCGUAGAAGAUAUCCAGAUGCUUAAGCCAACAGCCAUGAUCGUUGUUCCACGUUUACUCAACAGAAUUUCAGAGGGAAUGAAAUCCCAAAUUGAAAAGAAGCCAAAGUGGCUCCAAUACAUCAUCAACAAAGCAAUCGAUUACAAGGCUAACCAGAUCCUCAAUGGAAAACCAACAUCUUGGAUUCUCGACCGUCUUAUUUUCGAUAAUUUCAGACAAGCUCUUGGUGGCAAGCUACGUCUUGUUGUCAAUGGCGGUGCCCCAAUCAUGGAUAACGUAGCCAGAUUCUGCGCUGCCGCUCUUACACCGAAUAUCAUCCAAGGAUAUGGUCUUACAGAAACAGCUGCUGGGGUUCUUGUCCAGGAAGUUCCUCUCUGGGACACAAAGUCCGUUGGCGCAUGUGGUUUGGCCUGUGAAAUCAAACUCAAUGCGGUUCCAGGAACAAAUUACGACGCCAAAGGCAAGAAUCCAACCGGCGAAAUUCUUGUUCGCGGUCCAAAUAUCUUCAAGGGCUACUACAAGCGUCCAGAUCUUACAAAGGAAGCCUUCGAUGAAGAUGGCUGGUUCAUGACAGGCGAUGUUGCCACUCUUAACGACGACAUGCACAUGACAAUUAUCGACAGAAUCAAGAAUCUCGUCAAGCUUUGCCAGGGCGAAUACAUUUCUUUGACAUCUCUCAACGAAAUUUACGCUUUCUGCGAAAAGACAUUAUUCGUUUUCGUCUACGCCGAUCCACAACACGAUUUCCCAGUUGCUCUUUGUGUUCCAAAGAAGGAAGUCGUAGAUGAAUGGAAGGCCAAAGGAAUCAACGAUGUUGUCAACAGCAAGGAAUGCAAGGAUGAGCUCAUCAAGGCACUCGAAGAUGUUAAGGACAAAUACCACCUUAGAGGUUUCGAAAGAAUCCAACGAGUUUUGAUCGACCUCGAAGAGCCAACAAUUGAAAAUGGCCUACUCACACCAUCAAUGAAGCCUCAAUACGCUGCAUUGAAGGCGAAAUACGAGCAAAAGUUAAUUGCUCUCUAUAAUGAAUAA
This is a messenger RNA of Trichomonas vaginalis G3, 1959 nucleotides long. RefSeq names its product long chain fatty acid--CoA ligase family. The transcript has a single exon. The record is from RefSeq and is a predicted model, not a curated record. Gene Ontology annotation, cellular component: membrane; endoplasmic reticulum. NCBI's taxonomy places the organism in Eukaryota, Parabasalia, Trichomonadida, Trichomonadidae. Gene Ontology annotation, molecular function: long-chain fatty acid-CoA ligase activity. Bases 1 to 1959 code for a protein of 652 amino acids.